This is a messenger RNA of Drosophila kikkawai, 2401 nucleotides long. RefSeq names its product Heat shock protein 70 cognate 4 (gene Hsc70-4). The record is from RefSeq and is a predicted model, not a curated record. Gene Ontology annotation, cellular component: plasma membrane; cytosol; nucleus. Lineage: Eukaryota; Metazoa; Arthropoda; Insecta; Diptera; Drosophilidae. Gene Ontology annotation, molecular function: ATP binding; ATP-dependent protein folding chaperone.
UAAUAAAAGGCCGUGCUUCCCUGUAAUUUUUUCGCAUUUGAAAAAAAAUCUGAUCGAACGUGACCGCUCGGCAGAACAAGUGAAGUAGCAAUUACACGAUUAUAUUUAGUACUUUCUAACUCAACAACACAAGAUGUCUAAAGCUCCUGCUGUUGGUAUUGAUUUGGGCACCACCUACUCGUGCGUGGGAGUGUUCCAGCAUGGCAAGGUCGAGAUCAUCGCCAACGACCAGGGUAAUCGUACCACACCAUCCUAUGUUGCCUUCACCGAUACGGAGCGUCUGAUCGGCGAUGCCGCCAAGAACCAGGUGGCAAUGAACCCGACCCAGACGAUCUUCGAUGCCAAGCGUCUCAUUGGCCGCAAGUUCGACGACUCUGCCGUGCAGUCUGACAUGAAGCACUGGCCCUUCGAGGUUGUCAGCGUUGAUGGCAAGCCCAAAAUCGAGGUGACCUACAAGGACGAGAAGAAGACCUUCUUCCCCGAGGAGAUCUCCUCGAUGGUGCUCACCAAGAUGAAGGAGACUGCCGAGGCCUAUCUGGGCAAGACUGUGACCAACGCGGUCAUCACCGUGCCGGCCUACUUCAACGACUCCCAGCGUCAGGCCACCAAGGAUGCCGGAACCAUCGCCGGUCUGAAUGUGCUUCGUAUCAUUAACGAGCCCACGGCUGCGGCCAUUGCCUACGGUCUGGACAAGAAGGCUGUUGGCGAGCGCAACGUUCUCAUCUUCGAUCUGGGUGGCGGCACCUUCGAUGUGUCCAUUCUGUCCAUCGACGACGGCAUCUUUGAGGUCAAGUCCACCGCCGGUGAUACCCAUUUGGGUGGCGAGGAUUUCGACAACCGUCUGGUCACGCAUUUCGUGCAGGAGUUCAAGCGCAAGCACAAGAAGGAUCUGACCACCAACAAGCGUGCCCUGCGUCGUCUGCGCACUGCCUGCGAGCGUGCAAAGCGCACCCUCUCUUCCUCCACCCAGGCCAGCAUUGAGAUCGACUCUCUGUUCGAGGGAACCGAUUUCUACACCUCGAUCACCCGUGCCCGUUUCGAGGAGCUGAACGCCGAUCUGUUCCGCAGCACCAUGGACCCUGUGGAGAAGGCUCUGCGCGACGCCAAGCUGGACAAGUCUGCCAUCCACGACAUCGUGCUGGUCGGUGGAUCCACUCGUAUCCCCAAGGUGCAGCGCCUGCUGCAGGAUCUGUUCAACGGCAAGGAGCUGAACAAGUCGAUCAACCCCGAUGAGGCUGUCGCUUAUGGUGCCGCCGUCCAGGCCGCCAUUCUGCACGGUGACAAGUCGCAGGAGGUGCAGGAUCUGCUGCUGCUCGAUGUUACCCCUCUGUCGCUGGGUAUCGAGACCGCCGGCGGUGUGAUGAGCGUGCUGAUCAAGCGCAACACCACCAUCCCGACCAAGCAGACCCAAACCUUCACCACCUACUCCGACAACCAGCCCGGUGUGCUGAUCCAGGUGUACGAGGGCGAGCGCGCCAUGACCAAGGACAACAACCUGCUGGGCAAGUUCGAGCUGUCGGGCAUUCCUCCCGCACCCCGUGGCGUGCCCCAGAUUGAGGUCACCUUCGACAUUGAUGCCAACGGCAUCUUGAACGUGACUGCCCUGGAGCGUUCGACCAACAAGGAGAACAAGAUCACCAUUACCAACGACAAGGGCCGUCUGUCCAAGGAGGACAUCGAGCGCAUGGUCAACGAGGCCGAGAAAUACCGUAACGAGGAUGAGAAGCAGAAGGAGACCAUCGCCGCCAAGAACGGUCUGGAGUCGUACUGCUUCAACAUGAAGGCCACCCUCGAUGAGGACAAUCUGAAGACUAAGAUCUCCGACUCUGACCGCACCGUCAUUCUGGACAAGUGCAACGAGACAAUCAAAUGGCUCGAUGCCAACCAGCUGGCCGACAAGGAGGAGUACGAGCACCGCCAGAAGGAGCUGGAGGGUGUGUGCAACCCGAUCAUCACCAAGCUCUACCAGAGCGCUGGCGGUGCUCCCGGUGGCAUGCCCGGCGGUCCUGGAGGCAUGCCGGGAGCAGCUGGUGCUCCUGGAGCUGCCGGUGCCGGCGGUGCUGGCCCCACCAUCGAGGAGGUCGACUAAUUCAAUCGCCCCACAUGCAGCCCACACAGUAACAAUUCUCCCAGCUACAAAAUACCAACCAAACAGUAGAAGAGUUGCUUAAACAAAACUUGGAUUCUAAAUUAGAAAAUGACUACAAAACAUAAAUCAGCCACCAAAUCAAAUCGGGACGAACGACAACUGCUUCCGAGAAUCAUUUAUAAUAUUAUUUCAUACUAGAACAAAACCAAACACUGCUCCAUAAUAAUAUAUAUUAUAUUAUUGUCAUCGAUCGAUCAUCCAAACAAUAUUUGCUUGUACUUGAAUUCAAUUAAUAAAUUUGAGAAUUGCAAA